CGGACCCUCGAGGCGCUCCGGCCGCUCGCGCACCUGGCAAUGGCUCGGAGGCAGGACGAGCAGAGAGGGGGCGCGCCCUCGAUGGCGGAGGGCAGGUCGGACGCGGAGGUUAGGCUCAUCCUGUACCACUGGACGCAUUCCUUCAGCUCUCAGAAGGUGCGCCUGGUAAUUGCUGAAAAGGCAUUGAAGUGCGAGGAACAUGAUGUAAGUCUGCCCCUGAGUGAGCACAAUGAGCCUUGGUUUAUGCGUUUGAACUCAACCGGAGAAGUGCCCGUCCUUAUCCACGGGGAAAACAUUAUUUGUGAGGCCACUCAGAUCAUUGAUUAUCUUGAACAGACUUUCCUGGAUGAAAAAACACCCAGGUUGAUGCCUGAUAAAGGAAGCAUGUAUUACCCGCGGGUACAACAUUAUCGAGAACUGCUUGACUCUUUGCCCAUGGAUGCCUAUACACAUGGCUGCAUUCUACAUCCUGAACUGACUGUGGACUCCAUGAUCCCAGCUUAUGCAACAACAAGGAUUCGCAGCCAAAUUGGUAACACAGAGUCUGAACUGAAGAAACUUGCUGAAGAAAACCCAGAUCUACAAGAGGCGUACAUCGCAAAACAGAAGCGACUUAAAUCAAAGCUGCUUGACCAUGAUAAUGUCAAAUAUUUGAAGAAAAUUCUUGAUGAACUGGAGAAAGUCUUGGAUCAGGUUGAAACUGAGUUGCAAAGAAGAAAUGAAGAAACCCCAGAAGAGGGCCGCCAGCCUUGGCUCUGCGGAGAGUCCUUCACCCUGGCCGACGUCUCGCUUGCUGUCACUUUGCAUCGACUGAAGUUCCUGGGGUUUGCGAGGAGAAACUGGGGAAACGGAAAGCGACCGAACUUGGAAACUUACUACGAGCGUGUCUUGAAGAGAAAAACAUUUAACAAGGUUUUAGGACAUGUCAACAAUAUAUUAAUCUCUGCUGUGCUGCCAACAGCGUUCCGGGUGGCCAAGAAAAGGGCCCCAAAAGUUCUUGGCACCACCCUUGUGGUUGGUUUGCUUGCAGGAAUGGGAUAUUUUGCUUUUAUGCUUUUCAGAAAGAGACUUGGCAGCAUGAUGUUAGCGCUUAGACCCAGACCCAAUUAUUUCUAGGCUUGUUGGGAUCUAGUGGUGCUAACUCAUCCAACCAUUCCACUAGAACCCUGUCUACUCCUCCAGGCCCAGGGAAGAAUGACCCUGGGCAACUAGUCAAAAGCAUAAUUUACUUUACUCUUUGGGUAGUUUAUGUGGGGAGAGGAGGUGAUGAAAAUGCUUUUGUGGGCUGGUAACUUUGAGAUUCCUUAUUUGCAAACCUGAGCUAAUCUAUCCUUAAACCACGUGCAAGGUCAAGAUAUGUAAAUACUGACAGGUAGAGAAUAGACCUUUACCUCAAAAUGCCAGGUCAGGUUCUGGCAUUUUUUAGGACAAGGUUAUGAUGAGGGACAGACAGUAAUAAUAACCUGUGAUGGCCCACAGCGCUUCAUCUGGGAUCGUCUGGGUGUGCUGAGGGUUGAGUAAUUCGCAGUUUCCCGUGGAAUUCAGAAGUCAUCCUUGUUACACAACACGAGUUCAGACUGCAGCAGGGCACAGCAGUGCUUCAUACUACCACUGCCAGCUUCAGGCAGAAAUAAGGGAGAAAGAGAAAAGGGAGAGAGGGAAAAGGGAGAAUGAAGUCUAUACAGUAAAGAGCUGUAGAACACAGUCUCCAGGUGCCUCCAACGCCACUCAUGGCUGCCUGUCCCCUCAGUGAACAUGACAUGUGACUAAUUGUAGCCAUUGUCUGCACAUCCUCCUGUAGCUGACAACCCUUGGGAAAAGAUGACUAGGGAGUUACAGGAGGGAGUGGGCUGGAAAGAACUCUCGGCUUCACAUUUACACUCCUUAUCUGCCCUUAGUGUUAAUUAUAAGUGCGUGUGAAUCACACUCCUUGAUUUAAUGAGAUUAACUGCUUAUAUACUUGGCUAUGAGGUGCCCACUGGAACAUGUCUGCCUGGCAUUUACAUGCAAAUCUGAAGUGGUAUCAAAAUGGUUCCUUUCUUUUCCUCAUGGUUCCCCAAUUCUUUGGUGCCUGUGAAAUAUCACUCCUACGGACCAGCGUGUCCAGUUACUCGGGGCAUGACCUCUACAGCCCCCUGUAUGCACACAGGUGGCAUUAGGUGAAUGUCCCAGCUAGUCACUAGCAUGCCAUAUGGCUGGGUAGUGGGUAAUUUGAUGACCUGGGAAUACUAAGUAUGCUCAUUCUGCAUUUGGGGAGGCUGGUGUGUUAGGAAAACCUAUUGUCCAGGCCUUGCAUCUGUUUAUGCUCAUCAAUGAAGCCUUCAAAGGUUACAGAGAAAGAGAAAGGUCUAGUCUUAAGCCAUGCAGUUAAUUUAGGGUAGAUGAAAUAAAAGGCUAGAUAUGAUGUCCACCAAUAUUCAUUCGUGUUGGUCUAGGUUUUUGGGGGGUACCUCAGUCUCUCUGGAAGGGACAACCCCAGUGUGUCCCAUGAGCAAGCACGGAACUGCACCGUACAGUUUCGGCUCAGGAAGCAUCUUCCGUGGUGACAGGAAGACAGAGUUUCUCUGGAGCUGGCCAGAAAGGCCUUGGGAGCAGAUUCAGGCGUCUGGCAGGAAGUGUGUGUAGAGAACCACGAGUUAAGAUUCCAGCGAACAACAGAAGCUUGUCUGGACUGCCUCAGGUUGGCUGUGCAGAACAGCCAAGGAAGGGACUGACUUUUUCAUUCAAAAGAAACUGUCGUACUUAGGAAACAAUGACUUUUUGAUGGUAAAAUGAUUCCAUAAUUCCAUUUCAUGGUCUAGUUGUUUAAGAAAAUCUUAAUGAACUGGAUGUUCCCUGUUUACAAAAAGUUAAGAACAUCUCCAGUGUAAACUGAAUCCAGUAACAACAGACCGGCAGCUUUUAUAAUGUCUUAAUUUUGUGCUGCAGUGCGUUGUUGUGGAGAGUAUCUGAACUUGUUUGUUGCUGGCACGUUCCAAUCCAUGUCUUCAUAAAACAGCCAUAAAACUGAUUAUUCGGUAGUUAAUAGUGUUUCAGGGUACUUUAUGUCACCCUGUUAGAAGCAAGAACUCAGACAGGAAGAAAUCAAAAUUGGAUUUUUAUGAAAAUCUACAAAGGAUAUUUACCUAUGUAAGGGUUGUUGAUUUAAGAAUAAAGGUUAGAAGCCCAGUGCUGGCUUUUCCUUAAAUUUAUAUUGUUAUUGAAUCAGAGAAAAUCUACUAGGAAGUGUUUAUAAUUUUCUGAUACAGUUUCACUGGAAGUAUGCUUGUGUCAAUAUUAAGGAUGACGUAUGGUGGCGAUUUCUUGUUUCAUGGAUACCUUUGAGUUUAUACUUAAAAUGUUUGUUCAGAAAUGUAAUGACCACUAGAUGUCGGUGUUCAUCCAGUAGUCUGAGAUGGGGCGUUCUUGAGGUUCAGCAAGCCUUCUGUACUGUUUCAAGAGAAGAUAAACGUUGAUGACCUUAGUUUCUGAAGUGAGGGCAUCUUCAUCAGAUCAUUCAUCUGUAAAAAACUGGAGGCACAUGUAGUAUUGAUUUCUAACGCUUACGAGGGAUAACAGUACCACACAACGUCAAGCUAAAGAGCUGAACAGAUGCUAUUAGUAAAGUAGGUACUUUGCUGUAUUUUCUUUUUCACAAUCAUUGGUGACUGGCCAGUGUGCGCCUCAAUUUCCAGAAUGUGUAUAAAUACCACUGUUAGAAAAACGCCUGAGGUACUAAAUUUAUGUUGACUAUUUAUGUCUUAACACAUAAAUACUAUCUUACUGUUAUUGCAAUUAUAUGCCUUUUGAAUCCGUUUUCCUUAAUCGCAGAUAGUUGUAAAUUGCUUGCUCGAUUUUCAGUAAUUACUGAUAUUGACACCAGAGUUGUAGAUUUUUUGGUGUUGUUGAAUGUAAUAGAGAGAUCAAGAUACUAUUCUGCCUGUAAGAUCAAUAAAAGUAACUGGAAAAUAAAU
Molecule: messenger RNA, 3953 nt
Organism: Diceros bicornis minor
Lineage: Eukaryota; Metazoa; Chordata; Mammalia; Perissodactyla; Rhinocerotidae
Gene: GDAP1
Product: ganglioside induced differentiation associated protein 1
Exons: 6
Coding region: 40-1116 (358 amino acids)
Biological process (GO): mitochondrial fission; mitochondrial fusion
Cellular component (GO): mitochondrial outer membrane
Source: RefSeq, a predicted model, not a curated record